Messenger RNA from Selaginella moellendorffii, 4029 nucleotides. Its product is annotated as homeobox-leucine zipper protein HDG2. Bases 651 to 3104 code for a protein of 817 amino acids. The record is from RefSeq and is a predicted model, not a curated record. Gene Ontology annotation, biological process: regulation of DNA-templated transcription. Lineage: Eukaryota; Viridiplantae; Streptophyta; Lycopodiopsida; Selaginellales; Selaginellaceae. The transcript is spliced from 11 exons. Gene Ontology annotation, molecular function: lipid binding; DNA-binding transcription factor activity, RNA polymerase II-specific; DNA binding.
UAUAUUGAAAUAUAUAUUGUUUAUCCAUCCACAUGGAUGCCAUGCCCAUGCAUACGAGCUAUGGCCUUUUGUUUCUUUCAAGAUGCUCACCGGGUGACACACACACCAAUUUAAUGCUGUGGUGUUCAUUCAUUCAUACUUCCCCUCGCUGCUGCACUACUACUCGCUCCUGAACUACAUCUACUGCUCUCCUCCCUUCGAUCUUUAGGUUUGUCGAUCGUCCCUGCAGUGUUCUAGCAGGAAAAACCAAGCUCGCUCUCUUUCAGGAGGAUUGAACAAGGCCACCACCGCUCGCCGCUGCUGAGCUCCUAACAGGCAAUCGCAGAUUGAGAGGGAGAGACAGAGAGAGAAGGUUGUGUAAUCCAAAUCACCCAAGUCGAUCUAGCUUCUUGCUGGAGCUGGAACAACAAGACAACAGCGUGGAUCUACGCCACCAAGAUGAAGAUGAUAUUUUACCUUCCUUCUCUCUCUCUCUCUCUGGAUCUCUGAGAGAUUGUUGGAGGCAAAUUCACGACCUCGUUUGCCUCUCUCACUCUCUCGAGUCCCUUUGCUCUCAAACAACGAAGAAGACGAACAAACGCUAGAAAGAAAAAGAAGUGGAGCGAUCUAGAGGAGAGAAGUAGAAGUAGUAGCGAGCGUUUGUAUAGAGCAUGAGGCUUGGAGGCCCGACUGUGGCGCUCUUGGCCAACGACAGUGUUGUGGCGGGCGGCGCUGGAGGAGGAUUGCUGGGCGACAUUCCAAACAUGCCGGCUGGAGCAAUGGCGGCUCCCAGGCUCAUCCCUCCCUCGCCCUCCAUGCCGCGAAGAGGAAAUGGAGGAGGAGGAGCAAACAUCUAUAGCUCCAGCCCCGGCCUCACUCUUGGCCUGCCGAGCAUUGUCGAUGGGAGGCAGCAAGGUGGGGCUGGAGCCGGCGAUGGCGACGCGCAGAAUCAAUCGGGGAUUGGAGCGCCCAUGAAGCUGAGUAGCAAGAACAAGGACGAGGAGUAUGAGAGCCGGUCUGGGAGUGAUAACAUGGAUGGGUCUGGAGGGGAGGAUCAGGACAAUGAGCCGCCGAGGAAGAAGCGCUACCACCGACAUACUCCACACCAGAUUCAAGAGAUGGAAGCCUUGUUCAAGGAGUGCCCGCAUCCGGAUGACAAGCAGCGGCAGGAGCUCAGCCGGGAGCUCGGAUUGGAGCCGCGGCAAGUCAAGUUUUGGUUCCAGAAUCGAAGGACCCAGCUCAAGGCCCAGCAGGAGAGGGCCGAGAACUCCAUGCUACGUCUCGAGAUAGAGAAGUUGCGAGCCGAGAAUGUGACGAUGCGCGAGGCCAUCAAGAACGCGUCGUGUCCGAGUUGCGGGGGCCCGGCCACGCUCGGUGAGAUGUCCUACGACGAGCAGCAAUUGCGAAUCGAGAAUGCGCGGCUCAAAGACGAGCUCGAUCGCGUCUCGACACUGGCAGCCAAGUACCUGGGCCGGCCAAUCCCACACCUCUCCGGCGGCGGCUCGCAAGCGCCGAGCUCCUCCCUGGAUCUCGCCGUGGGUGGCGCCGCCAACUUUCAUCAGGGUGGCGCCGCCGCCGCUGGAUCGCUCGUCUCCGCGGGCUCGGAAUCCAUGAGGCCCGGAGGUUUGAGCGAGGCGGACAAGCCCAUGAUCGUGGAUCUCGCGGUGACCGCCAUGGAAGAACUCUAUCGCCUCUGCCAGCCCGAGGAGCCAUCGUGGAUUCCCAGCCCCGACGGACCAAAGGAAGUUCUCAACUAUGACGAGUACAUCCGGCAGUACCAAUCCGCGCUGGGACCUCGCCCCUAUGGCAUGCGUACGGAAGCCACCCGCGAGAGUGAUCUGGUGAUGAUGAACGGCGUCAACUUGGUGGAGCUUCUCAUGGAUUCGGCGAAAUGGGCGGAGAUCUUCCCCAGCAUUGUGUCUCGAGCAGUCACCAUUGAUGUUCUGGCAACCGGAGUUACAGGAAACCGGAAUGGCGCCGUUCAGUUGAUGUAUGCCGAGAUGCAAGUCUUGUCGCCUCUGGUUCCAACUCGCGAGUUUUACUUCGUGAGGUACUGCAAGCAGCACGCGGAUGGAGUCUGGGGAAUCGUGGACGUUUCCGUAGAUGCGCUCGCUCGCGAGGCAGCGCCCUCUUCCAAUCGGUGCCGGAGACGCCCCUCGGGAUAUCUCAUCCAGGACAUGCCCAAUGGCUACUCAAAGGUGACGGUGUUGGAGCAUGUGGAAUACGAUGAUCGAUCCGUCAACAGGAUUUACAAGCCUUAUGUCAACAGUGGUCUCGCUUUUGGAGCACAGAGAUGGCUGCUCACGCUGCAGCGCCAGUGCGAGAGGCUCGCCAGUCUAUUGGCCACCAGCAUCUCUGCCAGAGAUCUUGGAGUGAUACCCAAUGCGAGUGGCCGCCGGAGCAUGCUCAAGUUGGCGCAGCGCAUGACGAAUAACUUCUGCGCGGGCGUGAGUGCGUCCACUGUGCACACUUGGACGACGCUGUCCGGUAGCGGCGAGGACGAUGUCCGUGUCAUGACUCGCAAGAGCGUCGACAAUCCCGGCGAACCGCACGGGAUUGUUCUCAGCGCCGCCACCUCUCUAUGGCUUCCAGUGCCUCCGAAGCGCGUGUUUGAGUUCUUGCGAGACGAGAGGCUACGCAACGAGUGGGACAUUCUCUCCAACGGUGGAAUGGUGCAAGAGAUGGCUCACAUCGCCAAAGGACAGGAUCCAGGCAACAGUGUCUCUCUCCUCCGUGUCAACACUCUCAACUCGACGCACAGCAAUAUGCUCAUCCUCCAGGAGAGCUGCACCGACGACUCGGGCUCGCUCGUAGUUUACGCUCCGGUGGACAUCCCAGCCAUGAACUUGGUAAUGCAGGGUGGCGACCCGGCCUACGUUGCUUUGCUCCCCUCCGGCUUUGCGAUCCUCCCCGACGGACAGGACCACUGUGGAAGUCUCCAGCACGAUAGUCUAGAGGUGGACAGGCCCAGGGUUCCAGGCUCGCUCUUGACAGUGGCAUUCCAGAUUCUCGUCAGCAAUGUUCCUUCCGCAAAGCUCUCGCUCGAGUCCGUGACAACCGUGAACAAUCUCAUCUCGUGCACUGUCCAGAAGAUCAAGGCCGCGCUCCAGUGUGACAAUCAGUGAUGGAAAGCUGGGAAGUGAUCAGGAAAGUUGGGUGGGAUGGAUGGAUGAUGGAUGGUUUUUUGGGGGACAGGAUCACAGGACAGGUGGUGGAACUUCUCGUUCUUUUCGUAGGGGAUGACUUCUCAGUUCUUUCUCUCUUUCGGUACGAUCUUCCUCCGCCAGCUUUCCAGGGGCUCCAAGGUCUGGUUUUGAAAGAUGGAUCGAGACAGGGGCGAUAUGUUGCAUGCAAGUUGGGGCUUGAGCAAGCCGAGGAGUGGUCAAACAAGGUUCUCGGGGAGCUUUUUUCCUUGAUCUCUCUCCUUUUUGGCAAGCUCGGUUUUGGUUAUACACUGGACAGAAGUUUGGGACUCGCUUGAGGGAAAAUCACCACUCUUUUGACAACACUGGCUAGUGAAGAAGGCAAUGAUUCUUUUGUUCUUUCUCGACUACAAACACCACAACACAAGGCAGUGAGCUCGCAUUGAGCAGGGUGGUGAUUUUUUCCCUCAGGAAGGAUUUGCUCUUGGGACUUCCGUGCCAACAUAGCAGGGAAAGCAAAGAAAACUGGAGAAGAAUAAGCACCGGGAAGGCUGGGAACUCGUGGAGGAGGAAAAGCAAACUUUUAGAGGCUCUCUUUCUAACAUAUAAGAAAAAGGUGAGAUAUGGAGUAUAUGGGAGGGAGUCAAGAACGCACCAUCGAAAGCUCCCUUGCAGCGUGGUAAAGUCUGGAUUCAUAGAUGCACUCCAGUGUGAGUGUAGAUCACUGGCGGUGGAACAACACUGGUGAUUUCGCUCACACUGGCACAAACUCUGUGCACGACGAGUCUCGCUUCACCACGGUGCAAGGCAAAUGGUUCGGGCAUUGACUUCACUUCCACUCCAGAUUUCCAUGUAUCAGUUGUUUGCUUUCGAUUGAUCUAAAAUCUAAGAAACAUUGUGUUCUUGA